UAUCUAUUCUGGCUCUAUUCAUAAUUUAAACGCCAUUGUUCUUCAACAAUUAACACGUGACUUAACGUACGAUAGGCCAGAUGGGUUGUUUCAAACCAAGUCAUUCAUAUCCAUCCUGGAGGCGUGAAAGCUGCCAUCAAAUCUAAGGAAGGCUGAAAAACGCUGACGUCACAUUGCACUAGCAACAUGCAGCCCAAAGUAAAAGUCCAGAGCCCCAAUGUAAAGUAUACGAACGACUCAGUGAUCAGCAAAUACAUUUAUCAAACAACCCAAGUGAACCAAGAUAAUGGCACGUGUAAUGUACAGCCAGUUGAUGUUCAUUUCACCUUUCACACCGAUACAAAAGUGCCAAAAGUUGGCCUCAUGAUGGUCGGAUGGAGUGGCAACAACGGUACAACACUGACGGCAGCCCUUCUUGCCAACAAGCACAACAUCACAUGGGAGACUAAGACGGGUGUAAAGAAACCAAAUUUCUUUGGCUCAAUCCUCGAAGCAUCCACUGUUAGCCUUGGCUUUGAUCAGAAUGGAGAGGUUUUUGUUCCGAUGCGAGAUCUUUUACCCAUGGUGAAGCCAACUGACUUGGUAAUUGACGGCUGGGACUUGUCCUCAUUAACUUUGGGUGAGGCAAUGACCAGGGCAGCGGUUCUACACUGUUCACUUCAACAGAAACUAAGACCAAUGAUGAAUUCCAUGAAGCCGAGGAAAGCAAUCUAUCGCGAGGACUUCAUUGCGCCAAAUCAAGCAGAGAGAGCGGAAAAUGUUCUAACGGGAACGGCGGAAGAGCAGGUAAAUCAAAUCCGUGCAGAUAUAAGGGACUUCAAGGCAACGAAUAGCCUUGACAAGGUAAUCGUUGUCUGGACUGCAAAUACAGAGCGGUUUUGUGCCGUCCGCACUGGACUUAACGACUCUAGUCAAAAUUUAUUGAAUUCAAUUGUGAAAAACGAGAAGGAAAUUUCCGCUUCGACUUUGUACGCGGUUGCUGCCAUACAAGAAGGGUGUGCCUACAUCAACGGAUCGCCACAAAACACGUUUGUUCCAGGAGUUCUCCAGCUUGCCAAGGAACAUAAAGUUUUCAUUGGAGGCGACGAUUUCAAGUCCGGGCAAACGAAAAUCAAGUCUGUCCUUGUUGAUUUCUUAGUCAGUGCUGGUAUAAAACCUGUGUCAAUUGUUAGCUACAAUCAUCUGGGCAAUAACGACGGAAAGAACUUAUCAAAUCCUGCACAAUUCCGUUCUAAAGAGGUCUCUAAGAGCAAUGUGGUUGAUGACAUGGUUGACUCAAACAGGAUCCUUUACAAGCCCGGGGAAAAGCCGGACCACUGCGUGGUGAUUAAAUACGUCCCGUACGUUGGCGACAGCAAAAGAGCGAUGGAUGAAUACACAUCUGAGAUCUUCAUGAAUGGUACUAACACACUUGUCAUUCAUAACACCUGCGAAGAUUCUCUUCUGGCCACGCCAAUCAUUCUUGAUCUGGUCCUGCUGACCGAGGUUUUCCAGCGAGUGAAGUUCAGGGUUGGUGAUAACCAAGAACUGCAAUCUUUCCACACGGUACUCUCAUUGUUGAGCUACUUGCUGAAAGCCCCGCUUGUGCCAGAGAAGACCCCGAUUGUGAAUGCUCUGUUCAAGCAAAGAGCAUGCAUUGAGAAUGUCCUGCGAGCUUGCAUUGGCCUUCCACCUCAGAAUCAUAUGCUGAUGGAGUACAAGGUUGCAGAGAUGGAAUCUUUUUGCAAGCACGUGAAGCAGCAAUGUGUGACCGAUAGUAUGCAGUAUUUACCGGAUGGGUUAAUACGAAAAUUCUAGAGCCAUUUUCCUUAAGGAUAUAUUUAAGUUCUAUCAAGGACAUACAACAAAUAGUAUAUUUAUUAGCAGAUUCGUACUCAUUGAAAUUUUUUUAGUUUUCGUAGUCUUUGACGUUAUUUAUUCAACUUCAUGGGGUCAAGUUUAUUCAAAUUUAGGUCUGCUCCGCGAGUUUAAAUCCAACAUCUUUCAUUUAACCAUGCCAUGUUUCGAUGCUGGUAAAAUAACAAAAAUUGUAUUGAAGCAAUGGAGAGCUGUUCAGUUAUCCUACAAAUCUGCUGUUUCUAUCGUAGAAUUUCUCGACAAUGUACAAAGACUGUCGUCCUGUUCAUGAAUGUUUUGCUUUUUUGUGCCCAUGAUCAAUUUGUCAGGCUGAAGGCAUCAGACAUUAGCGCACAUAGUUUCCAUUAUUUCAAUUCUUUUUUGUGCCAAGGCUAAGAUUGAACCGCCAAAUGAAACUUUAAACUGAGAGUCGCUCUCUUUGUUUAACAAACCUUUGGGCCUGGCUGUUGGACAGCAGUAAGAUAAUAAAAUUUUGAAUCCCUAACAUCCGUUGAAUAUCACAGUUCUGCAUGUCAUGUUUGAAUGAAUUUUCCAGCUGUUCUGAUUCAACUGGGUUUACAAUCAAUCUUGCUCAAGAAUAGUAUUUUCUUACACAUUAAAAUCGGCACCCUAAUUUCACAUGGAUUUUUCCACUUUCUUUUGUAGUCCAAAAGAUUAAUCUCCAGAGUUUCUAUAAUAUCACUGAAUUCAACAAAACAAUUUGCCUUUCAAAAUAGAUGAUAAUCUUUUGGUAAAAUUAGCUUAAUAGUUCAGUGAAAAUAAGCAGUAUGCGAUAGUAAAAAUUAGUCGUUGGUAGCAAUAUAAAAACUUGAUGCUUUAGUAUGCUUCUAGAUGAAUAUUACGAAUUUGUUAAUGGA
Molecule: messenger RNA, 2714 nt
Organism: Rhopilema esculentum
Lineage: Eukaryota; Metazoa; Cnidaria; Scyphozoa; Rhizostomeae; Rhizostomatidae
Product: inositol-3-phosphate synthase 1-B
Biological process (GO): inositol biosynthetic process; phospholipid biosynthetic process
Molecular function (GO): inositol-3-phosphate synthase activity
Source: RefSeq, a predicted model, not a curated record